Messenger RNA from Lagenorhynchus albirostris (white-beaked dolphin), 2983 nucleotides. It is a transcript of the gene HOXD3, whose product is annotated as homeobox D3. Gene Ontology annotation, biological process: regulation of transcription by RNA polymerase II. Gene Ontology annotation, molecular function: RNA polymerase II cis-regulatory region sequence-specific DNA binding; DNA-binding transcription factor activity, RNA polymerase II-specific. The transcript has 5 exons. The record is from RefSeq and is a predicted model, not a curated record. NCBI's taxonomy places the organism in Eukaryota, Metazoa, Chordata, Mammalia, Artiodactyla, Delphinidae. Bases 841 to 2139 code for a protein of 432 amino acids. Gene Ontology annotation, cellular component: nucleus.
CCAAACCUCUGUCCUCUGCUUCCCCAGUGUUUGCUGAAUCCUCGAGCAUCUGGUGGUGAACAGGGGAAGAGAGAAAACAUUUUAAUGGACCCUGGCUGCUGCUAUGGUUACCUCCAGAAAAGUUGGAGCCCACUGACUUUUUCUAGAAAGAAUAUGACUUUUGCUGACACGUGGCAACAGAAGUACUUUAAUCAAAAACAUCCAAGGUCAUCGGAGCUUUUUCAAGGGAUACAAAUGGCCUGCUCCAGAGGGUGCUGCGUGCUUCCUGCUUAAGUCCACGUCCACUUAGAGGUGGGCUCCAGUCGCCGGCUGCGGGAUUGCGGGGUCCGCGGCGGUCUCGGCUCCCGCCCGGCGCCCAACUUGGCCCCGCCGCUCCUUCGCCCCGGUCGCGCCGCUGCCGCCCCCGGAGCCGGUGGGGAGCCCGGCAGGCGGGAGAGCCCGGAAGGAAUCCGGGGCGCCGAGGCCCCGGCCGGCGCCGACACCGCCCGCCGGGAGCAGCCGGCCUGCUCUGGGUGACCGAGCCGCGCGGUUCCGACGCGGCUCCUUCUCUAACAUGAGCGGGUCCCUGCCGCGCAGAGCGCGCGUAGCCCGGCAGCGCCUAGUGGAUUACAGCAGCCGCCCCGGCCGACCGCCGCCUCCAGCUCGGCACCUCCGAUUUCACAGUGCUGACCCAUGAGCUAACCGGCCAAUUCUCACCCAGUCACCUGAGAGUGGACUAUCUGCAUCUCCAUGAAAGAUGCUGUGAUUUUGAAACCAGGUUGUCUGGAGCCUGGAGCUGCCCCAGCUCUCUCAGGAUUUGGCAGACAUUGGAGGUGGUGGUGAAGGAGACAGUGGUGGUCAAUGUUAUUUGAGCAGGGUCAGCAGGCCCCGGAGCUUCCUGAGUACACGAUGCAGAAGGCUGCUUACUAUGAAAGCCCAGGACUCUUCGGAGGCUAUGGCUACAGCAAAGCUGCUGACACUUAUGGCUAUAGUGCCCCCCAUCAGCCUUAUCCACCCCCUGCUGCUGCCAACUCCCUGGACACUGAUUACCCGGGCUCUGCCUGCUCCAUCCAGAGCUCUGCACCUCUGCCAGCCCCAGCCCACAAGGGGGCUGAACUCAAUGGAAGCUGCAUGAGGCCUGGCACUGGGAACAGUCAGGGAGGUGGGGGUGGCAGCCAGCCUCCUGGUCUGAACGCAGAGCAGCAGCCACCACCACCCCCUCCUCCCCCACCAGCCCUGCCCCCAUCCUCGCCCACCAACCCUGGAGGUGGAGUACCUGCCAAGAAGGCCAAGGGUGGGCCCACUGCUUCUGGCUCCUCAGCCACCAUCAGCAAGCAGAUCUUUCCCUGGAUGAAAGAGUCCCGACAGAACUCCAAGCAGAAGAACAGCUGUGCCACUGCAGGAGAGAGCUGCGAGGACAAGAGCCCACCGGGCCCAGCGUCCAAGCGGGUGCGCACUGCGUACACAAGUGCACAGCUGGUGGAGCUGGAGAAGGAAUUCCACUUCAACCGCUACUUGUGCCGGCCACGCCGCGUGGAGAUGGCCAACCUGCUGAACCUCACCGAGCGGCAGAUCAAGAUCUGGUUCCAGAACCGGCGCAUGAAGUACAAGAAGGACCAGAAGGCCAAGGGUAUCCUGCACUCGCCGGCCGGUCAGUCCCCGGAGCGCAGCCCGCCGCUCGGCGGCGCCGCGGGCCACGUGGCCUACUCGGGCCAGCUGCCACCCGUGCCCGGCUUGGCCUACGACGCGCCUUCGCCGCCCGCCUUCGCCAAAUCUCAGCCCAACAUGUACGGCCUGGCUGCCUACACGGCGCCGCUCAGCAGCUGCCUGCCGCAGCAGAAGCGCUACGCGGCGCCCGAAUUCGAGCCCCACCCCAUGGCGAGCAACGGCGGCGGCUUCGCCAGCGCCAACCUGCAGGGCAGCCCGGUGUACGUGGGCGGCAACUUCGUCGACUCCAUGGCGCCCGCAUCCGGGCCCGUCUUCAACCUGGGCCACCUCUCGCACCCAUCUUCAGCCAGCGUGGACUACAGUUGCGCCGCGCAGAUUCCCGGCAAUCACCACCACGGACCGUGUGACCCUCAUCCCACCUACACAGAUCUCUCGGCCCACCACUCGUCUCAGGGACGCCUGCCCGAGGCCCCCAAACUGACGCAUCUGUAGCGGCGGCCACCGGCCCGAACUCGCGGCGCGAUUACCUCUUUUGCUUGGGUGGCGGGGGUGGCGGGGGUGGCGGGCGGGGCCCGCGGGGCAGCUCGGUGACCCCCGCCCUCGCUCUGGCCCGAUCGCUGUCUUCCGGUCUCGGGCCAACAGCGGCCGAGGCGCAGGCGUCUGGGCCUCCUCUCCAGGCUCGCCCUGCUUUGGGUGACUCGCCAUAAAUCAGCCGCAAGGAUUCUCCUCUGUAAGCCUGACAGUGCCACAUAACUGCGGACCGAGGGACUCUAAUCUGGUAAUGGUGUCCCGAAGGUAAGUCUGAGAUCCGUCGGCGACGCGCCCUGCAGAGGGUCCAGAACCCGGCGAGUCCGGGCAUGGCCCGCGUCUAGUUUAGUUGCGGAGACCUUAAUUUAUAUGCUUCUUCCCGUCCCGUAAGGAUUGCAUCGGACUCAACGAUCUGUAUUUAUUAUUUGAAGCGAGUCAUUUCGUUUUCCUGAUUAUUUAUCCUCGUCUUAAUGUAUUUAUGUGUAUAUCUGUAGAAUUCUCCAGCCGAGCUUAGGAACGCGCUCCCAGGCCGCGGGGGCCACAUUUCACCUCUUUAGUCCCCUUGGUCGGAACUAGUUGAGAGAGUAGUUUUGAACAGUUGUAACCGUGGCUGGUGUGUGUAGUUGAUGUAAAGGAUUAAGACCGCAAAUUGUCCUUCACGGGUAGAGUCAGGCGGCCCCAUGGCGUGGCAUGACACCCGUUAUUCUCUUCCCAAUAGCCACAGCCCUCGCCACUCGACACAGUUUAUUGAUUUCAAAUUGUCUGGUACUAUUUGAACAAAUAUUUAGAAUAAAAAAUUUUCUCAGUC